Molecule: messenger RNA, 1152 nt
Organism: Vicia villosa (hairy vetch)
Lineage: Eukaryota; Viridiplantae; Streptophyta; Magnoliopsida; Fabales; Fabaceae
Exons: 1
Coding region: 1-1152 (383 amino acids)
Source: RefSeq, a predicted model, not a curated record
AUGGGUCGCGGCCGUCCGAAGAAGAAGGUGGCUACGACUCCCCCGGCGGUGCCAGUUACAUCACCGCCAUCUACCUCUCACUCGAAUAAGGGUUCUACAGCUAGCACAAGAUCAGGACCACAGACUGAAAACCCUGUUCAGACGAAAAUUCGAAAGGAAGUGGAGACCGUAGAUGCAAAUCGGAAGCCUCCUGAAACGAAACCUUGGGUAGAUGUUAUCAAGGGAAAUCGUUUCAAUGGAACUGCAAUCAAGUACACGGCGCCUAUGGUGGUUAACGGUGAGAUUGAAGUUCAGAUUGAGGAGCAAGAUGUAGUAUUAGAGAGACAAUACUGGGGAAAUGCCUUGAUUAUGUACGCUCUUGGAGAACCGUUAUCGAUGAAUGCUGUGAAGAAAUUUAUGACUAACGCUUGGAAUUUUGUAGCCCUACCAGCACUCUUCUACAAUGAAGAGGGAUAUUUUAUGAUCAAAUUCCAGUCACGUGAAGACAAGGAUUCUGUCCUGCUACGAGGCCCUUACACUAUCUACAGAAAACCUAUGUUCCUUCAUGAAUGGACACCUGAGUUUCAGCUCAAAGAUGAUCUGCUCAUAGUGCUACCUUUGUGGGUUAUCUUCCCUCAAUUGCCGCUGUUGUAUUGGGGUGAGGAGAGCAUUGGGAAAAUUGCAAGUGCUUUAGGCAAGCCGAUAAUGAUGGAUGAGUGCACAACCAAGAAAUUGCGGGUAUCAUAUGCUCGCGUGCUCAUUGAAGUUGAUGUUACCACAGAACUUAAGGAUACUAUCAACAUCAAGACUCCAAGUGGAACCAGAAUGGUGCAGCAAAUUGACUAUGAGUGGAGGCCACCAUUUUGUAAGCAGUGUAACAAAGUGGGUCAUGAGUGCAAGAAGAAAAAAGUAAUCAAGAAAACAUGGGUUCCAAAACCAAAUCCUCCACCUGAUGCAGAGAAGCCAAAAAAUGUGGAACAAUUAGACCCUGUAGUGGUGAAAGGGAAACAAAAGGAGAUUGAGGAAGAGGCCAAUCCUUGGUUGCAAGUGACUUCAAAUGGCAAGCCAUUUAGAGCACUUAGAUUUGAAGACAAGGAGGGUCUGGAUUGCACGAAUGGAUUUGAUAUCUUGGGAGUUGGAAAAUGCUCCACAGUCAUUGAGACUGUGCCAUGA